This is a messenger RNA of Melozone crissalis (California towhee), 2245 nucleotides long. It is a transcript of the gene GAS2L1, whose product is annotated as growth arrest specific 2 like 1. Bases 75 to 2189 code for a protein of 704 amino acids. Gene Ontology annotation, biological process: protein localization to microtubule plus-end; regulation of microtubule polymerization or depolymerization; microtubule bundle formation. Gene Ontology annotation, cellular component: actin filament; cytoplasm; stress fiber. The record is from RefSeq and is a predicted model, not a curated record. Lineage: Eukaryota; Metazoa; Chordata; Aves; Passeriformes; Passerellidae. Gene Ontology annotation, molecular function: microtubule binding; actin filament binding; cytoskeletal adaptor activity. The transcript is spliced from 6 exons.
CGCGGCCCGGCCCGGCGCGGGGAGCGGGCCCGGCCCGGCCGUAGCGGAGCGCGGAGCGGCGGCGGCACCUGGCCAUGGCCGACCCCAGCCACAUCCAGUCGGCCGCCUCCAAGAGCAUCCGCCCGUUCCGCUCCAGCGAGGAGUACCUGGAGGCCAUGAAGGAGGACCUGGCCGAGUGGUUCAACACCCUCUACGACCUGGACAUCCAGGUGGACACCUUCCUGGAGAGCCUGGAGACCGGCUGUCACCUGUGCCGCCACGCCAACAACGUCAACCGCACCGCGCUGGACUUCCAGGAGCGGCACCCCGAGGCGGCCGCCCGCAUGCGCGUGCCCCGGAACGAGGUGGUGUUCCAGGCCAAGAACGUGGUGCCCGGCUCCUUCAUCGCCAGGGACAACGUCUCCAACUUCAUCCAGUGGUGCCGGCAGGACCUGGGCAUCCAGGACGUGCUCAUGUUCGAGACCAAUGACCUGGUGCUGAAGAAGAACGAGAAGAACUUUGUGCUGUGCCUGCUGGAGGUGGCCAGGAGGGGCUCCAAGUUCGGCAUGCUGGCCCCCAUGCUGAUCCAGAUGGAGGAGGAGAUCGAGGAGGAGAUGAGGGACCAAAUGGCGGAGGGGGCGCCGGGCGCGCGCCGGGAGAGCCGGGAGCCGCGGGCGGGCGCCUUCCCCAGCCGGGCCCGGCCCGUGGCCCUGUGCGACCUGCGGAACCUGGACGAGCUGGUGAGACACGCGCUGCCCGCCGAGCCCUGCGCCUGGGUGCGGGAGAUCCUGGGCUGCUGCUCCUGCCCCUCGCAGUUCCCCAUGGUCAAGGUCUCGGAGGGCAAGUACAAAGUGGGCGACUCCAACACGCUCAUCUUCGUCAGAGUGCUGCGGAGCCACGUCAUGGUGCGGGUUGGCGGCGGCUGGGACACCCUGGAGCAUUACCUGGACAAGCACGACCCGUGUCGCUGUGCUGCCCUCUCUCACCGCCUGCCGCAGCCCCGCGCCCCCGGCAUGUCCCCCCAAAAAGCGGCUCCCGGCGCCUCCUCGUCGUCCCGCACCUCCAGCCCCAGCGUCCCCCGGCGCCCCCGGCCCGCCGCGCCCCCCCAGCCCCGGGGGGACCCCCCGAAGCCCCCCCGGCAGGAGGGGUUGCCCCCUCGGGGGGGAGCCGCCCCCUGCUCCGGCAGCCCCUCCCGGAGCCCCGCCGAGCCGCGGGCAGCGGGGACCCCCAGGCCCCGCGCCCCCGCUCGCUCCCGGCGCUGUUCCGGUGACAGCGACUCCUCGGCCGCCUCGGCGCAGAGCGGCCCCCGCCGCCCCCCGGCCCGCCGGGACCCCCCGGACCCGCCCGCCCCGGGCUCCCCCCGCGCCUCCCGCAGCCCCGGGCGCGGCUCGGCGCCGCUGCUGCUCAUCCGCCGCCGGCCCGACGGGCAGCACUCGUGGGCACGGGCCGAGCCCCCCCCGGCCGGGAGCCCCGGCGGGCGGCGCGAUCCCCGGCCCGGCCCCGGGGACCCCGAGGAGCUGGCGCGGCGGCUGCGGGCCCCGCGCUGGCUGGAGCCCGGGCAGGAGCAGCGGCUGUUCCAGCGGCUGGAGGAGGAGUUCCUGGCCAACACGCGGCUGCUGGAGCAGCUGGGGGACACGGAGAGCGCCCCCCCUGCGCCCCCCGCCGCCGCUGCUGACUCGGCCUAUUGCUCCUCGUCAUCCUCAUCUUCCUCCCUGAACGUGUUCGCCAAGCACGGGCUGCCCGCCGAGGAGGGGCGGCGGGGCGGGAGCAGCGACGGGAACAACAACGGCAACAACAACGGGAACAGCAACGGGAACCACGGCGGGUGCCCCGCGCUGCCGCCCAACCCCGGCCUGGCGGACGCGAGGCGCCGCUCCACCUUCUCCAGCUCCUCGGACGAGAGCUGCUGCUUCCCGGCCUCGUGGGACAACCACCGGGACCCGGCGGGGAACCCCGGCUCCGACACGGACUGGGCCGCGGGGGAGGACGAGCUGAUGGAGAUGGAGGAGAGCCCCGGGCCGGGGGUCCCCGCGGCCCCGCGGCGGCCCUGGGCCAAGCCCCGGCUGGACACGCAGCCCCACAGGGCGCCCUCGCGCAUCCCCACGCCCCAGCGGGCCCCCAACGGCAGCGCCAGGGCCUGGGGGGCUCUGCAGGGCGCCCCCUCCUCCCUCCUGGACCGCGAGGGGCUGGAGGAGAACGCCUGGCCAUGAGGGGUCAAUGGCAGCUCCUGGGGACAGCCCCGCGCCGCUGGGGACGGUGGAGGCGG